Molecule: messenger RNA, 4293 nt
Organism: Sorex fumeus (smoky shrew)
Lineage: Eukaryota; Metazoa; Chordata; Mammalia; Eulipotyphla; Soricidae
Gene: DDX18
Product: DEAD-box helicase 18
Exons: 14
Coding region: 38-2326 (762 amino acids)
Biological process (GO): maturation of LSU-rRNA from tricistronic rRNA transcript (SSU-rRNA, 5.8S rRNA, LSU-rRNA)
Cellular component (GO): nucleolus
Molecular function (GO): ATP binding; RNA helicase activity; nucleic acid binding
Source: RefSeq, a predicted model, not a curated record
GGGAGAGUCGGCCCGGGGAAGGGGCGCCGUCGCCGCCAUGUCCCACCUCCCCAUGAAACUGCUGCGCAGGAAGAUCGAGAAGCGGAACCUGAAGCUGCGGCAGCGGAACCUGAAGCUGCGGGCAAAGGCCUUGGAUGAAAGCCUCUCGGAGUCUCAGAAUGGAGAUGUGUCCGCAGAAACAGCGGAGAUUGGAAAAGUUAAAGCAUCUCUAAAACUGUCUGUGAGUGGGGGCUUGUCAGAGGUACAAAAUGGACAUGCAUCUAGAGAAAAGGUGAAAAAUCUAAAAGCAAAAAAAUUACCGAAGCCAUCCAAGAACGUGGAUUUGUCUGAAGCCCAAGAUGGAGGUCCUUCUAAAACAGUGGGGAAAGUAAAGGCUAAAAGAUCCCAGCAGCAGUCUGUGGAUGUGGGCUUGUCAGAAGCCCAAAAUGUUGGGUCUGCAGCAGUGGGAAACGUAAAAGCUAAAAAAGCCCCAAAGCAGACUCUCAAGGAGAGCUUGUCGGAGGCCCAGAGUGGAGGUACGCCUAAAGGAACGGCAGAAAAGGUGAAAAUUGAAAGUUCCCCCAAGAAAUCUACUGUGCUAACCAAUGGGGAAGCAGCAAUACAGUCUCCUAGCUUAGAAUCGAAGAAGAAGAAGAAAAAGAAGAAGAAGAAGAGAAAACUGGGGGAUGAAGCUGCUGCUGGUCCUGAUACCAAAAAAGCAAAAAUUGAAGAGAAAGGGGAAUCAGAAGAAGAUGGAACUCGGCCUCCUGAAGAAGCAGAGGAUGUGGAGAAGCCAGACAAUGAGGAAGAUGACAGUGAGGUGCCCAGCCUGCCUCUCGGACUGACAGGAGCUUUUGAGGAUACUUCAUUUGCUUCUCUGAGUAAUCUUGUCAAUGAGAAUACUCUGAAAGCUAUCAAAGAAAUGGGCUUUACAAACAUGACUGAAAUUCAACAUAAAAGUAUCAGACCACUUCUGGAAGGCAGGGAUCUUCUCGCAGCUGCAAAAACAGGCAGUGGCAAAACUUUGGCGUUUCUCAUCCCCGCAGUUGAGCUCAUUGUUAAGUUGAAAUUCAUGCCCAGGAACGGAACAGGAGUCCUUAUUCUCUCACCUACAAGGGAACUGGCCAUGCAGACCUUCGGUGUUCUUAAGGAACUAAUGACUUACCACGUUCACACUUACGGGUUAAUAAUGGGUGGCAGUAACAGGUCUGCUGAAGCACAGAAACUUGGUAAUGGGAUCAACAUCAUUGUGGCUACACCAGGUCGUCUCCUGGACCAUAUGCAGAAUACCCCUGGAUUUAUGUAUAAAAACCUACAGUGCCUGGUUAUUGAUGAGGCCGAUCGUAUCUUAGAUGUUGGGUUUGAAGAGGAAUUAAAGCAAAUAAUUAAACUACUACCAACACGCAGACAGACCAUGCUUUUCUCCGCCACACAAACGCGAAAGGUUGAAGACCUGGCAAGGAUUUCUCUGAAAAAGGAGCCGCUAUACGUUGGGGUUGAUGACGACAAGACAAAUGCAACCGUCGAUGGCCUUGAGCAGGGGUAUGUCGUUUGUCCCUCCGAAAAGAGAUUCCUUCUGCUCUUCACUUUCCUUAAGAAGAACCGAAAGAAGAAACUCAUGGUUUUCUUUUCAUCUUGUAUGUCUGUGAAAUACCACUACGAGUUGCUGAACUACAUUGAUUUGCCUGUCUUAGCCAUUCAUGGAAAGCAAAAGCAGAACAAGCGAACAACCACCUUCUUCCAGUUCUGCAAUGCGGAUUCAGGGAUACUGUUGUGUACAGACGUGGCAGCCAGAGGGCUGGAUAUUCCUGAAGUUGACUGGAUUGUGCAGUAUGACCCUCCAGAUGACCCCAAGGAAUACAUUCAUCGUGUGGGUAGAACAGCCAGAGGCCUAAACGGAAGAGGGCAUGCCUUGCUCAUUCUGCGUCCUGAAGAACUGGGUUUCCUUCGUUACUUGAAGCAGUCCAAGGUUCCAUUAAGUGAGUUUGAGUUUUCCUGGUCCAAAAUUUCUGAUAUUCAAUCUCAGCUUGAAAAGUUGAUUGAAAAGAACUACUUCCUUCAUAAGUCGGCCCAGGAAGCAUAUAAGUCCUACAUCCGUGCCUAUGAUUCCCAUUCUCUGAAGCAGAUCUUCAAUGUCAAUAGCUUAAAUCUGCCUCAGGUGGCUCUGUCAUUUGGUUUCAAGGUGCCUCCUUUUGUUGAUCUGAAUGUGAACACCAAUGACAGCAAGCAAAGAAAGAGGGGAGGCGGUGGUGGAUUUGGCUACCAGAAAGCCAAGAAAGUGGAGAAGUCCAAGAUCUUCAAACAUAUUAGCAAGAAAGCAUCCAGCAGCCGGCAGUUUUCCCACUGAGGACACUCCUUCCUAUUCUCUGAAAUAAGUGACCUGAAAUGAAUUCUUCUUUGUUGAUUUAACAAAGGAAUUAUUGUAGCUUUAGAAUUUGAGCUGAUGUGGUAGUUGUAUAAAGUGACUUCAUUCGCAAGCAUUGAGCACUGUUAUUUUCUAGCAGAUAUUUAUUUGGGAAUACAAGGAAGUUCCAUUUUUCUUGGUUGUACAAGGGUAAAGCACAGUGUCUCUUUCAUCUUUGUGGUGUUGGUAAAAUACUGUCUUUUUCUUUAAAGAACAAAAGAGUGGGGGGCCUGAGUGAUACUACAGUGGGGAGUGCACUUUCCUUUUCUGUGGCCAACUCAAGUUCAAACCCUGGCAUCCCCUAUGGUCCCCCAGAGUCAUCGUAUUUUGUACCCAGGAGUAAUUCCUAAGUACAAAGCCAGGAGUAACUCGAGCAUCACCAGGUGUGUCCCAAAAACCAAAAAAGGUGGUACAGCGAGUGGGGCGCUUGCCCUGCACCCAGCCAACCUUGGUUUCUUCCCGGGCACCCUGUGUGGUCUCCCGAAGACUGCAAGUAGUAACCCCGGAGUGCAGAGCCAGGAGAAAGUUCCGAGCACACCCGGUGUGGCCCAAAACACAAAAGUGCCAUUUUAAUAUUCUUUUUUUUUUUUUUUGUACCGUUUUUCUUUUCCUGGUAUCUGAAGUCUCGUGCAGUUUGGAUUACUGUGCUAAGCUGCAGUGGUGGACAGAUGACCUAGCACACCGGACUGGCGGUGGUGGUCAGUUGCCUUCGUAUAUUUGUUGGUUUGCUGUUUCCUGGGCCUUAGAGUAGUUUUUACUCUCUCCUAAAAAAAAAAUGCUGCUGUGAACAGGGGUGAGAGCCGGAGGAUGUUCAUAAAGACCACUGUAUGUGUCAAAGGUGGAGAUUUUUUUAUUUUAAUAUAUAACACAUUUGUAAACAAUGAGCCUGUUUUCAAUGUUUCCCCCCAAUUGCUAAGAAAUGUGGGCUGUUUCUAAUUAAGCACCUUUUAAUGGGGGGGGGUGGGGACGUCCAAGGAUCUGAGGAUUUUGAACUUCAUUUACACCCAUAUAGGUUCUCCAACUGAUGGCUUAGCAGAGAUCUUUUUAGGAAAAAAACAGAAACAAAGAAUGGAGGCGCCAAUUCAACCAGCUUAUCAAUGGCUGAAUAAAUAGCAGUACCCCUACGUUUAAAAAAAAAAAAGAGUGGAGGCGCUCAUUCAGCAGCGUUCAUUUCCCGUGUUUUAGUUAAUACCAUCUGAUCCUUCUAAGUACUUAGAAGGAAAAGUAGAUGAUUGGUAAAUUUAAGCCAGGCCCUCGGACAAUGCACAUUGAUAUUCGUGGGUCUUUUGAGAAAAAAAGGCAUCUUCUAGAUCCUUGAAUCAUAACUAGAUGCACAGUGAAAACUGGAAAUAGAGAAAAAUAAUUAAAAUCUGCUUUCUGUGAAUGGGCUUUUUUGUAGUAGUACACUAUAGUACUUAACUCCUAAUGUGUGUUAUGUCUCAUUUCUAGGGUGUUUUUAUACCUACCCAGUGGUCGUUGUAUUUUGUAGCAAUUCACAACCAAAGUGGCUAGCAUCAUUGCUUUUAUGCCAGUUAGCAUUCAUAGAUACGUAUGUAAAUAAGGACAUUGAGGAUAUGAAAUGGGAACAUUCCAGUCGGAAGGAAAAGAGCAGUGUUUCGCAUCAGCCAGCAGACCUAAGCUGCAUUUCAGUCUUGGACCACUGAAUUCCUGGCAUUCAUUAACCACAGUGACUUGUCUUUUGUUGGGGAAAUAAUCAUGUUUCAGAAAAUAUAUAAAAGCAAAGGGCAGAAUAGUCACUGAAUAAAACUCAGUGUUUGUUGAUAUUUUGGAAUAUAACAGAGUUUUGAUAUACUUGUUAAUUUUUUAUCAGCAGUGAGAUCAUCUUCUACCCACUAUUUGUAACCACUGUUUUGUAAUGUAUGCUUUGUGUCAUUAAAUAAGUGCAGGAA